CUGCAACAAAUUAUCGUUCUCUUUCUGGCCUUGAUCUCUUACGAACAUGAAGCCAUAGCAGAUUGGGAACUACCAUACACUUCCUUUCUGUUCCCAGUAAACAAACACACCGACGCUGCUCAGCCUGUGUAUAGCAUUACGAUCAUGACACCAUAUGUAAACAAUACAUUCCAGAAUCCGAAAUUUCUAAUAGACAUCGAUGCUCCUUUCACAUGGCACGAUUGCCUCCUGUUAUGGAACAGGUAUGGAGAAAAUAUUUGCCCAAGCAACAAGCUUUGUACCUCUCCUGUUUCUUGCGAGGAAUACCAAUGUACCGAUGUUCGGACUACUUACUCUUAUCAUGCUCCUUCAUGCCCCGCAGUAACUAACAGCUACACGUUACCUGGUUGGGGACUUUGUACAUGCCCUGUCAAUGUGAUCAAUCCUGUAACUGGGAUAUGUAGUCAUGCGGAGCUCAACUUUGAUACUUUUGAAGCAAACACAAGUGAUGGAAGAAACCCUUUUCCUUUUUACCAAGACAUUAUAGUUAAUGCUGCAUGUGCUCCUUCUACAUCUUUCGAAUCAUUCCCUGUAAAUGUUACUGGUGUUAUGGCGUUUUCGACCUCCCCUUAUGCGUUACCAGCUUCUUUCUUUCAGUCAGAGCUCAAAACAAGCCUCGCUCUAUGUUUGCCUAGCAACUCGUCUUCUCCUGGGAUUUUAUUCUUUGGGUCUGGUCCUUUUUACCUUCUUCCACACUCAGAUGUUGAUGUAAGAAGUUUGCUUUCAUAUACACCGUUGUUAAAGCAUCCAGAUUCUUUUGGAUACUUUCUAGGUGUCGAUGAUAUUAUAAUCAGAGGGAGAUCUCUUAACAUCUCCGGGAAUAUGACUACUAAGCUUAGUACAACUGAGCCUUACACCACACUCAGAACUGAUAUUUAUGAUCGCAUGGUUCGGAGGUUUUCAAAGGUUACAAAACGAAUGCCUCUUACAAGCCCAGUCGCACCAUUUGGACUUUGUUUCAGGACCUUGAAGAAUGAAACUGGAGAUCGUUUGAAGGUUCCUGAGAUUGAUUUGAGUCUCCGGAAUGGAAAGAAUUGGACUAUAUCCACUGCUAACUCAAUGAAACGAAUAACAAAUGAUGUUGCAUGUCUUGCCUUUGUUGACGGGGGUGUAAGAAGUGAACAUGGGAUUGUGAUAGGAACCUUUCAGUUGGAGGAUAACUUCGUACUUCUCGAUCUACAAAAUUCUACUAUAGGUUUCAGUUCGUCCUUACUGACUAAAGAGACAUCUUGUGCAAAUUUCAACUUUACUAAUAGUUAA
Messenger RNA from Lactuca sativa (garden lettuce), 1299 nucleotides. Its product is annotated as chitinase CLP. Lineage: Eukaryota; Viridiplantae; Streptophyta; Magnoliopsida; Asterales; Asteraceae. Gene Ontology annotation, molecular function: aspartic-type endopeptidase activity. Gene Ontology annotation, biological process: proteolysis. The record is from RefSeq and is a predicted model, not a curated record.